Messenger RNA from Pteropus alecto (black flying fox), 5218 nucleotides. RefSeq names its product adhesion G protein-coupled receptor A2 (gene ADGRA2). The record is from RefSeq and is a predicted model, not a curated record. Gene Ontology annotation, cellular component: Wnt signalosome; plasma membrane. Bases 1 to 3765 code for a protein of 1254 amino acids. Gene Ontology annotation, biological process: positive regulation of canonical Wnt signaling pathway; cell surface receptor signaling pathway; sprouting angiogenesis. NCBI's taxonomy places the organism in Eukaryota, Metazoa, Chordata, Mammalia, Chiroptera, Pteropodidae. Gene Ontology annotation, molecular function: G protein-coupled receptor activity; protein binding. The transcript has 19 exons.
AUGGUCUCAAGGCUCUUGAGCAACAACAAGAUCACUGGGCUCCGGAAUGGAUCCUUCUUGGGACUGCCCCUGCUGGAGAAGUUGGACCUGAAGAAUAAUGUCAUCAGCACGGUGCAGCCCGGUGCCUUCCUGGGCCUGGGGGAGCUGAAGCGCUUAGAUCUCUCCAACAAUCGGAUUGGCUGUAUUGCCUCUGAGACCUUCCAAGGCCUCCGUAGGCUUCUUCGACUAAACAUAUCUGGAAACAUCUUCUCCAGUCUGCAGCCUGGGGUCUUUGAUGAGCUGCCAGCCCUUAAGCUUGUGGACUUUGGCACCGAGUUCCUGACUUGCGACUGCCGCCUGCGCUGGCUGCUGUCCUGGGCCCGGAAUCACUCCGUGCAGCUGUCCGAGCGCACACUCUGCGCCUACCCCAGUGCCCUACACGCCCAGGCCCUGGGCAGCCUCCAGGAGGCCCAGCUGCGCUGCGAGGGGGCCCUGGAGCUACAUACGCAUCACCUCAUCCCAUCCCUACGCCAAGUAGUGUUCCAGGGUGACCGGCUGCCCUUCCAGUGCUCCGCCAGCUACCUGGGCAACGACACCCGAAUCCGCUGGUACCACAACCAGACCCCGGUGGAGGGCGACGAGCAGGCAGGCAUCCUCCUGGCCGAAAGCCUCAUCCAUGACUGCACCUUCAUCACCAGCGAGCUGACCCUGUCUCACAUCGGUGUGGGGGCCUCAGGCGAAUGGGAGUGCUCCGUGUCCACGGUCCAGGGCAACGCCAGCAAGAAGGUGGAGAUUGUGGUGCUGGAGACCUCCGCCUCUUACUGCCCUGCCGAGCGCAUCGCCAACAACCGUGGGGACUUCAGGUGGCCUCGAACUCUGGCUGGCAUCACAGCCUACCAGUCCUGCCUUCAGUACCCUUUUACCUCUGUGCCGCUGAGCGGGGGUGCCCCGGGCACCCGGGCCUCCCGCCGCUGUGACCGAGCUGGCCGCUGGGAGCCAGGGGACUACUCUCACUGUCUGUAUACCAACGACAUCACCCGGGUGCUCUACACCUUCGUGCUGAUGCCCAUCAAUGCCUCCAAUGCGCUGACUCUGGCCCACCAGCUGCGAGUAUACACGGCCGAGGCCGCCAGCUUCUCAGACAUGAUGGAUGUAGUCUAUGUGGCUCAGAUGAUCCAGAAAUUUUUGGGUUAUGUUGACCAGAUCAAAGAGCUGGUGGAGGUGAUGGUGGACAUGGCCAGCAACCUAAUGCUGGUAGACGAGCACCUGCUGUGGUUGGCCCAGCGCGAGGACAAGGCCUGCAGCGGCAUCAUAGGCGCCCUGGAGCGCAUUGGGGGGGCCGCCUUGAGCCCUCACGCCCAGCACAUCUCUGUGAACUCAAGGAACGUGGCAUUGGAGGCCUACCUCAUCAAGCCACACAGCUAUGUGGGCCUGACCUGCACCGCCUUCCAGAGGAGGGAGGCAGGCACACUGGGUGCCCGGCCCGUGGCACUGGGCCAGGACCCUUCGCCCGAGCCAGAGCCCCUGGCUGAUCAACAGCUCCGCUUCCGCUGUACCACUGGGAGGCCCAACAUUUCUCUGUCAUCCUUCCACAUCAAGAACAGCGUGGCCCUGGCCUCCAUCCAGUUGCCGCCCAGUCUGUUCUCAUCCCUUCCGGCUGCCUUGGCUCUCCCAGUCCCCCCAGACUGCACCCUGCAACUGCUCGUCUUCCGAAAUGGCCGCCUCUUCCGCAGCCACGGUAAUACCUCGCGCCCUGGAGCCUCGGGACCUGGCAAGAGACGUGGCGUAGCCACCCCUGUCAUCUUUGCAGGAACCAGUGGCUGUGGCGUGGGAAACCUGACGGAGCCAGUGACUGUUUCACUGCGGCAUUGGGCUGAGGGGGAUGAACCUGUGGCAGCUUGGUGGAGCCAAGAGGGGCCAGGAGGGGCUGGGGGCUGGAGCUCUGAAGGCUGCCAGCUCCGUUCCAGCCAGCCAAACGUCAGCUCUCUGCACUGCCAGCACUUGGGCAAUGUGGCCGUGCUCAUGGAGUUGAAUGCCUUCCCCCGGGAGGUGGGGGGCUCAGGGGCAGGGCUGCAUCCAGUUGUGUACCCCUGCACAGCCCUGCUGCUGCUCUGCCUCUUCUCCACUAUCAUCACCUACAUCCUCAACCACAGCUCCAUCCACGUGUCCCGGAAGGCCUCACACAUGCUGCUGCCCCUGUGCUUCCACAUGGCCAUGACCUCCGCCGUCUUUGCAGGAGGCAUCACACUCACCAACUACCAGAUUGUGUGCCAGGCAGUGGGCAUCACUCUGCACUACUCUUCAUUGUCCACACUGCUCUGGAUGGGUGUGAAGGCCCGCGUUCUCCACAAGGAGCUCACUUGGAGGGCACCUCCUCCACAAGAAGGGGACUCUCCCCCACCUGCUCCCCAUCCCAUGCUCCGGUUCUAUUUGAUCGCCGGAGGGAUCCCACUCAUUGUCUGUGGCAUCACAGCUGCUGUCAACAUCCACAACUACAGGGACCACAGCCCCUACUGCUGGCUGGUGUGGCGUCCAAGCCUAGGAGCCUUCUACAUCCCAGUGGCUUUGAUUCUGCUGAUCACCUGGAUCUAUUUCCUGUGUGCAGGGCUGCACUUGCGGGGUCCUCUGGCACAGAGCUCAAAGGGGGGCACCAGCAGGGACUCCCUGGACCCAGGAGAGGAGCUGAGGGGUUCCACCAGGCUCAGGAGCAGCGGCCCCCUCCUGAGUGACUCAGGUUCCCUUCUGGCUACCGGCAGCGCAGGGGUGGUGACGCCUGGGCCCCCAGAGGAUGGCGAUAGCCUCUAUUCUCCGGGAGUCCAGCUAGGGGCGCUGGUGACCACACAUUUCCUGUACCUGGCCAUGUGGGCCUGUGGGGCUCUGGCAGUGUCCCAGCACUGGCUGCCCCGGGUGGUGUGCAGCUGUCUGUAUGGGGUGGCGGCCUCCGCCCUGGGCCUCUUCGUCUUCACCCAUCACUGUGCCAGGCGCAGAGACGUGAGGGCGUCUUGGCGCGCCUGCUGCCCCCCUGCCUCGGCCUCAGGUGCCUCACCCCGGGCUGAGCCCGCCACCCCACAGGACGGUUCUCCAGUAUUCGGAGAGAGGCCCCCCUCCCUGAAGUCCUCCCCGAGCAGCAGCAGCGGCCAUGUGCCGCCCCCGGCCCCCUGCAAGCUUACCAACCUGCAGCUGGCCCAGAGUCAGGUGUGCGAGACAGGAGUGGUGACCCGUGGGGAAGGGGAACCAGAGCCCGCAGGCUCCCGGGGAAGCCUUGCCCCCCGCCACCCCAACAACCUGCCCCACGGGCGCCGAGUGCACAAGAGUCGGGCCAAGGGGCACCGUGCAGGGGAGGCAGGUGGCAAGAACCGGCUCAAGGUGCUGCGUGGGGGCAUGAUGGCCGGGGCCCCUGAGCUGCUGUCCAGCGAGAGCGGCAGCCUACACAACAGCCCGUCCGACAGCUAUCCAGGCAGCAGCCGCAACAGCCCAGGCGCCCGCCUCCAGCUCGAGGGAGAGCACACGCUCACGCCAUCUGAGGGCAGCGACACAAGCACGGCGCCGCUCCCCGAGGCGUGCCGGCCGGGCCAGCGCCGCAGCGCCAGUCGCGACAACCUCAAGGGUGGCGGGGGCAGCGCACAGGAGAAGGAGAGCAAGCGCCGCUCGUACCCACUCAACACAGCCAGUCUGAAUGGCGCUCCCAAGGGCGGCAAGUACGACGACAUCACCAUGAGCAGCGCCGAGGCGGCUGGCAGUGGCUACAUGAAGACAGGCCUCUGGAAGAGCGAGACCACUGUCUAGGGCGAGGGCAGGUGACACUUUAGGACAGGCUGGGCACACGAGCUUGUUAUCCUGGCUUCUCGGGGGCCCUCAAAGACGUCUAUCGGUACGUCAACAGGCUUGAGGUGGAGGUGCCGAGGGCUGCACCUGGGCUCACCAGCUUUAGUCCUGCAGGCUGAGGAAAAGGAGAGGCAGAGGCUUGCCACUGGUAAGAGAGCCAUCUCUCUGGGGUAGCCAUAGACAAUCCCAGGGCCACAGGCAUCACACAUUUCCGUCCCAGCCCAGGCUAGUUUUGGCAAUUAUGAAUGCCAUCCAGGGUAGUGGGGAAGGCCCUGUUAGUCUGUGGAGUGAUGAACAGAAGGGCACAGCACAGCCCAGGCAGGCUUCUCCCAAGGUGCUGCCCACAUCUUGUCUGCACUGCCUCACUGGUGGGCAUCAGUCUUGUCAGGAAAACAGAGAUGAGAGCUUGAGUAAAAUGUUCUCACUGCCCUCCUCUGUUGUCAGCCAUCUGUGCCUAGAUCUUAGGACUUCUCCCCGACCCAGUUUUUGCCUAACUAGGGAGCCAGCCUAGCAGAUGAGCCAGGUGACCAGGACCAAUGGGAAGUAACAAGGUGCUGCUUUUCAGAUUAACUAUGCAAGAGGAGGUGGGGCAGUGUGAAAGGCAGUUUGGGAGAUCAACUAGUCCUGCGGAAGGGGGGCAGGUGCACAAUUAGGGAGGGACACGAUUCCCACAGGAUUGGUACACACCACACAGCAGGGCUCCAAGGUGACACUUAAGGACAAAGCCAAGGUCCUACACCUAAGAAGCUGACUCUGCCAGAUGCCUGGGGAUAAUUUGAGGGAAGUAGAAAGUAGUGCUUAAAUUUGGCACUGAAGUUAUUCAUGCCUUAAACCUAGUCCUAUAAACAAUGAAGAGGGGCUCCACCGCAGGGCUGCAGGUGGUGUUGGAGAAGCAUUUACUAGUUCAAUUAAAAGACCUAUGUCCCCAGUCUCAGCGUUCCAACACCAAGGGACUGAGGAAGAGUACUUCCCUGCCUCCAUGAGGCCAUGUGGAAGAGCUAUUUCAAUCACUUGAUCUCUAGCUCUAUAUUACGGAGAAAGCUCCAAAAUAUCAAACCAGCUUCCUGCCUCACAGAAGGCCAAGCCAAGUCCUCCAAAGUGGUGGGCAGGGUCCCUGCAGCUCCCCUGGGGCCUGUGCCUCCACUACUUUUAAACAUCAGCACUCAUAUUUUCCCCCAACCUAAAAAGCAACCACCAGCCUUUUACUACAGAAAGUUGAAAGAACCUGGGCUCUUGUGAAGAGUAUCAUGAAAACAAGGCCUGGUCCAGGUCCCUUCCCAGUCUUGAUGUUACCCCAGCCUGAUCACCCAGGUGAAAGAAGACAUGGGGAGGAAAGAAAACUCACACACCUUGGGAUGGAUCCUGUUAUUUAUGCUUGCUGCACAGACAAUAUUAGACAGGAAAAAAAAAAGAA